AUGACGGAAACAACGUGUACGUCCAGCACAGAGCCUGAAGCGGGCAAACUGGUCAUAGGAGGCCACUAUCCCAAUCCCCCAUUGCCGGAGGACGACGUCACGGUCGGGAACAAAUUCAACCACACCAUGCUCAGGAUUCGCGACCCGACGAAAUCCCUGCACUUCUACAGAGACCUCAUGGGCAUGCGGACGAUAUUCACCAUCAACGGCGGACCCUUUACGAACUACUACCUCGGGUUCCCACACACAGCCGAACACCGCAAGGACCUUGGAGCCUUCAGCGCAGAGACGGCCAAGAAUCUACCGUUUACCCCGGGACUCCUGGAGCUGAAACACAUCCACGGUGCCGAGAAGAUGCCAGAAGACUACUACUCCAACGGGAACACGCCGCCGAGCUUGGGAUUCGGGCACCUGGGGUUUACUGUUGCCAACGUGCCUGAGACGGUGCAGCGCCUCGAGGCGGCCGGGAUCAAAGUUUUCAAGCCUUUGGGGGUCGCGAAUCGCGCGUCGAUCCCGCUGAGUGACUGGGAGGCGGAGAGGGGGGUCGGCGUAGGAGACGAGGACAGCAUCCACGACGGAUACAAACAGAUUCUGAGGAGGAUAGCCUUUGUUCAUGACCCGGUAAGUCAGAGUCCGUCUCCUGCGCUUCGAAUUCCACGAGUUGUCAAUUCCAGUGCAGUUGCCCUAGACCCAACAAGGUUGCAGAUGCUCCCGCGGAGGCUUGAUGAUGGACUUGUCGGCUGA
Molecule: messenger RNA, 744 nt
Organism: Exophiala spinifera
Lineage: Eukaryota; Fungi; Ascomycota; Eurotiomycetes; Chaetothyriales; Herpotrichiellaceae
Product: lactoylglutathione lyase
Exons: 1
Coding region: 1-744 (247 amino acids)
Molecular function (GO): lactoylglutathione lyase activity; metal ion binding
Source: RefSeq, a predicted model, not a curated record